Geodia barretti is the source of this 429-nucleotide messenger RNA. NCBI's taxonomy places the organism in Eukaryota, Metazoa, Porifera, Demospongiae, Tetractinellida, Geodiidae. The record is from the annotation of a GenBank genome assembly.
AUGAAGGACAAGGAUGCUUCCGGCCGUUUCGAUAAUGAUGAAGGCACAACCGCAUGGUUGCAGCCGGACGAGGUAGACAUCCAAAUGUCUGGCAUCAAUUUCACCGGAUUGGCUGCGCCAGUACAGUUGCAGAUGUACUGGUUGAAUCACGUCCGUCUGUUCUGUAUGGUUGCCGGGCAUACCGGCACCCUGGACGUGCGGCGUCUGUCAACGGAUGAUAUCGAGGAACUGCGGAGUGCGCUGUUGAUUCCGGAAACUUGCCUGCAACUCGGCAAAUACGCUGUGCUGGUCACCAACGUGACUGAAUUCUUGAAGAGAAUGGACGCAGCAAUUCAGACGUGCAAUUACCUUUACUUUCGGGGAUUGGUCAAGUACUACGACCCCGAGACGUUUCACGGUAGUUUCCGUGACAUUGAAGCGGCAUUUUGA